Messenger RNA from Amaranthus tricolor (Joseph's coat), 1746 nucleotides. Its product is annotated as dnaJ protein homolog ANJ1. The transcript is spliced from 6 exons. Lineage: Eukaryota; Viridiplantae; Streptophyta; Magnoliopsida; Caryophyllales; Amaranthaceae. Gene Ontology annotation, cellular component: cytosol; cytoplasm. The record is from RefSeq and is a predicted model, not a curated record. Gene Ontology annotation, molecular function: ATP binding; Hsp70 protein binding. Gene Ontology annotation, biological process: protein refolding; response to heat. Bases 326 to 1579 code for a protein of 417 amino acids.
GCAAAGAAAAGAUCCAAAAUCGAGUUGGGAAAACACAAGGAAGAAGCAAAUAUAAAAAAGUAGACCUAGACUCGUGGAGAAGAAUCUAGAACCCAUUCCUUACCACUAAUUUAAUAAUGAUUUAUUCUAGACCCUUCUUUUUUUCUCUCCCUAAUCUACGGUCAAGAAACCCCUUUUCACACUGAACCUUCAAUCACGUCCGUUCACAACAUUUAACCUUCAAAAUUUCAAAACCCAUAAAAUCGUGUACUUCGCCUCACAUAACUCUUCAAGUUGUCAUUUUUACCAAGAACUCAGAACACAAAACUGAACAAAGAGGAGAAAGAUGUUUGGAAGAGGACCUAAGAAGAGUGAUAACACGAAGUACUAUGAGAUCUUGGGUGUGCCCAAAAAUGCGUCUCCAGAAGAUUUGAAGAAGGCUUAUAAGAAAGCUGCAAUUAAAAAUCACCCUGAUAAAGGUGGCGAUCCAGAAAAGUUCAAAGAGCUAGCUCAUGCCUAUGAGGUCUUGAGUGAUCCUGAGAAGCGUGAGAUCUAUGAUCAAUACGGUGAGGAUGCUCUCAAGGAAGGAAUGGGUGGAGGUGGCGGAAUGCACGAUCCUUUUGACAUCUUCUCAUCUUUCUUUGGAGGAAGUCCAUUUGGUGGUGGAAGUAGCAGGGGACGAAGGCAAAGAAGGGGAGAAGAUGUAAUACAUCCCCUCAAGGUAUCACUUGAAGAUCUCUAUAGUGGUACAACAAAGAAGCUCUCCCUCUCGCGUAACGUAAUAUGCUCCAAGUGCAGUGGCAAAGGGUCAAAAUCAGGAGCUUCAAUGAAGUGUGGUGGAUGUCAAGGAACUGGUAUGAAGGUUUCUAUCAGACAGCUUGGCCCUGGAAUGAUUCAGCAGAUGCAGCACCCUUGUAAUGAAUGUAAGGGUACAGGUGAGACGAUUAAUGACAAGGAUCGAUGCCCUCAGUGCAAGGGUGAGAAAGUUGUACAAGAGAAGAAAGUUCUAGAAGUAGUUGUCGAGAAGGGCAUGCAACAUGGUCAGAAAAUAACCUUCCCUGGAGAGGCAGAUGAGGCGCCUGAUACCGUCACUGGAGAUAUCGUCUUUGUUCUGCAGCUGAAAGAGCAUCCCAAAUUCAAGAGAAAGGGUGAAGAUCUCUUCUACGAGCACACUUUGAGCCUCACUGAAGCCCUAUGUGGCUUCCGUUUUGUGUUGAACCACCUUGACGGAAGGCAACUUCUUAUCAAAUCCAACCCGGGUGAAGUUAUCAAGCCUGAUCAAUUUAAGGCAAUUGAUGAUGAGGGUAUGCCGAUCCACCAGAGACCUUUUAUGAAGGGCAAGCUGUACAUCCACUUCACAGUGGAGUUCCCUGACUCUCUGAACCCAGAUCAGGUUAAAGCACUCGAAACUAUUCUGCCUCCAAAACCAUCAAUGACGCUGACGGACAUGGAGUUGGACGAGUGUGAGGAGACUACAUUGCAUGAUGUCAAUAUUGAAGAAGAGAUGAAAAGGAAGCAAACUCAGGCUCAGCACGAGGCAUACGAUGAAGAUGACGAGGAGCCUUCGGGAGCUCAGAGAGUCCAAUGUGCUCAACAGUGAUUUCAUUGAUUUUACUGAAAUGCAUAUAUACAAGUGGUUGUUGGCCGUCAUUCUCACAGAUUGAGUAUGGUUGUUACUAGUCAUAGGUGUGUUGAAAAUAGACUUCUGAAACAUGUUUGAGACUAAUGUUAAAUUUUCACAAUGUUAAUUUUUGACUUGCAUCUGAA